CACCACACCACUCACCACUAUUAACCACUGCUUUGGUUCUUGACCCAAGCCAACCACCAGUCCCCACGUCGCCGCCCGCGCGAGACCCACAGCCUGCACAGCUACACUCACUCCGGCGCCGCCGCCGCCGUCGCCACCAGCCCGCGAUGUCGGGCGCCUCCGGGCCCCUGGCCGUUCUGCUCCUCGUCCUCGUCGCGGCCGUCUCCGCGUCGUCGACGGGGAAGGGGGAGUCUUGGCGGGCGGAGCAGGAGCGGGACCGGGUGCCGCGGGUGCCGGGGCAGGCGUUCAACGCCAGCUUCGCGCACUACGCGGGCUACGUCACCGUCAGCGAGGAGCGCGGCGCCGCGCUCUUCUACUGGUUCUUCGAGGCCGCGCACGACCCGGCCUCCAAGCCGCUCGUGCUCUGGCUCAACGGAGGGCCUGGUUGCUCAUCAAUCGCUUUUGGUCUCGGGGAAGAAGUGGGUCCUUUCCAUGUCAAUGCCGACGGAAAGGGUGUGCAUAUGAAUCCUUACUCUUGGAACCAAGUUGCAAAUAUCUUGUUCAUUGAUUCACCGGUUGGCGUUGGUUAUUCAUAUUCAAACACCUCUGCUGAUAUUUUAAGCAAUGGGGAUGAGAGGACUGCCAAGGAUUCGUUGGUGUUCCUAACAAAGUGGCUUGAACGAUUUCCUCAAUACAAGGAGCGUGAAUUUUAUUUAACUGGAGAGAGUUAUGCUGGACACUACGUUCCUCAGUUGGCUCAAGCCAUAAAGAGGCACCACGAGGCCACUGGAGACAAAACAAUCAAUCUCAAGGGUUAUAUGGUGGGAAAUGCCCUGACUGAUGAUUUCCAUGACCACUAUGGAAUAUUUCAAUAUAUGUGGACCACUGGCUUGAUUUCUGAUCAAACAUACAAGCUACUGAACAUUUUCUGUGAUUUCGAGUCCUUUGUGCAUUCAUCUCCACAGUGCGAUAAGAUUCUUGACAUUGCUAGCACUGAAGCUGGGAACAUUGAUUCAUAUAGCAUCUUCACACCUACUUGUCAUUCAUCUUUUGCCUCCUCAAGGAACAAAGUGGUGAAAAGGCUUCGGUCUGUUGGAAAAAUGGGAGAGCAAUAUGAUCCAUGCACUGAACAACAUUCAAUCGUAUAUUUCAAUCUGCAUGAGGUGCAGAAGGUACUUCAUGUUAAUCCGGUCAUUGGCAAAUCUAAGUGGGAGACCUGCAGUGAAGUUAUUAACACCAACUGGAAGGACUGUGAAAGAUCUGUACUGCAUAUCUAUCAUGAACUUAUUCAAUAUGGGCUUCGUAUAUGGAUGUUCAGUGGAGACACAGAUGCAGUAAUUCCAGUAACAUCAACUAGAUACAGCAUUGAUGCCCUCAAGCUUCCAACAGUGAUCCCGUGGCAUGCUUGGUAUGAUGAUGAUGGCGAGGUUGGUGGCUGGACCCAAGGGUACAAGGGUCUCAACUUUGUGACAGUAAGGGGUGCAGGUCACGAGGUUCCUCUUCAUCGUCCCAAGCAGGCUCUUACGCUCAUCAAAUCAUUCUUGGCCGGGAGCCCAAUGCCUGUGCUGUCUGAUCUACGCAGCGAUAUGUAAUAUGAUACAUUUGGUUUGAGACACGACCAGCACCACACGAUUCCAGCUCACCAAGGCAGUUCAGUAGUUUAAGUUCCAUGCAGAACUUUCACAAUAUAAGGAUGGCCAUAGCUGUUGUCAUUUGUAAGUGCUAUUGGCGCCAACCAAUCCCCUAAGACAGGGAACAGAACUGUGGAACAGUUUUCCUGCCAUUAAUUGACACUACAGCACUGCCUGUUAAAUUAAUCUGAAAUUAAGGAUAAAGAUGAAUCGAAUUUCAUCGUCCGUCUUA
Molecule: messenger RNA, 1842 nt
Organism: Triticum aestivum (bread wheat)
Lineage: Eukaryota; Viridiplantae; Streptophyta; Magnoliopsida; Poales; Poaceae
Product: serine carboxypeptidase II-2
Exons: 10
Coding region: 147-1571 (474 amino acids)
Biological process (GO): proteolysis
Cellular component (GO): vacuole
Molecular function (GO): serine-type carboxypeptidase activity
Source: RefSeq, a predicted model, not a curated record